Molecule: messenger RNA, 342 nt
Organism: Mycena indigotica
Lineage: Eukaryota; Fungi; Basidiomycota; Agaricomycetes; Agaricales; Mycenaceae
Exons: 2
Coding region: 1-342 (113 amino acids)
Source: RefSeq, a predicted model, not a curated record
AUGAAGGCUCUUGUAACUGUAGAAGCCACGCGGCUGCUUGCACCCCCUGCCAGUGUGGUCGAUGUCCCAGUAGAGCCACGUACGCCUGAGCGCGAGACGCCGCGCUUUUUCUUGCUCUCCCGAAGUAGUAGGCUCAUCAGUUGCUACAAAGCUCUUCCUGGGCAAGCUUUUGCUCCUCCUCCUGCGUUAGCGGACGUGUAUUGGGCCCAUAGGGAAGUGGUGGGAUCAUUGACAGCUCUUCGGGGAAUGCAGAAUACCAUUUCUUCUGCAGCUUUGGCCAGAAAAGAUGCGUGGUUUUUGAGGCUUGAUGUUGCUGGAAUGUCGACAGCUCAGCUUCGAUGA